ACCUUACGUUAUGUGACCAUAAGGACUGAGGUCUAUAUAAAAAAAUCGUACCUUUCUCUCAAGUGGUCUUAUAAUUUGACUCAACAACACCAUGAAGACAGCUGCUUUAUUUCUUCUUCUGAUGGGUCUCUUGGCCAAUGGACAAGAGUUGCACUGGGAAAACGGCUACGACCAGGAUCUGAAUUUUAACUGCCCUGCAGGACAGUCUAUAUCUUACAUAAAGAGCCAACACGAUAAUCAUCAUGAGGACCGCAUGUGGGAGUUCGGCUGUAAAGACACCUUUGAUUCUGGUACAGACUGUUUCUGGUCACCUUACGUCAAUGAUUUUGACCAAACGUUCAACUACGAGUGUCCACCGCACCACAUCAUGACAGGAAUGAGCAGCUACCACAGCAACAAGCACGAGGACCGGCGCUGGCAGUUUCACUGUUGUAGAAGCAACAGCUACUGUACUUCGAACUGUGAGUGGACUACCUAUGUGAACUGGUUUGAUGAGCUCUACCACUGGACCGUACCGAACCAUAACUACCUGGUGGGUGCUGAAAGCUACCAUGACAAUAAACAUGAAGACCGGCGCUGGAAGUACAAGUAUUGUAGUAAAGUACAAUGCUGAGACUCUCAAACAAUAAAAAAAAACAAAACAAUCUAAAAUCUGAAAUAAACACAAGAUGAAAAUGUAGCGUCAUCAAUGACCCAUAUUUAGUUUAAAAUAAAAAGUCAAUUGCAAUUUAAUCAAUAAAAUUGAGUUCCAGAUGCUAAUAUGAACAAUUUCCACUUCAUUAAACAAUUCUCUUUGAAGCA
This is a messenger RNA of Puntigrus tetrazona (Sumatra barb), 801 nucleotides long. Its product is annotated as hemagglutinin/amebocyte aggregation factor-like. The record is from RefSeq and is a predicted model, not a curated record. Gene Ontology annotation, cellular component: extracellular matrix. Gene Ontology annotation, biological process: collagen fibril organization. The transcript is spliced from 5 exons. Gene Ontology annotation, molecular function: extracellular matrix structural constituent. NCBI's taxonomy places the organism in Eukaryota, Metazoa, Chordata, Actinopteri, Cypriniformes, Cyprinidae. The coding region runs from base 92 to 613 and encodes 173 amino acids.